Molecule: messenger RNA, 2467 nt
Organism: Penaeus vannamei (Pacific white shrimp)
Lineage: Eukaryota; Metazoa; Arthropoda; Malacostraca; Decapoda; Penaeidae
Product: transcription cofactor vestigial-like protein 4
Biological process (GO): negative regulation of DNA-templated transcription
Molecular function (GO): transcription coactivator binding
Source: RefSeq, a predicted model, not a curated record
CAGCCUCUCUCUCCCGCAGCCGGCCCGGUGGACCCGGAGAUCGACGAGCACUUCCGACGCAGUCUUGGGAAGGACUACCAGCAACUGUUCGCGGCCACGCCCCCUACACCUGCACCGUCCACAGAUUCAGUUGACGACCACUUCGCCAAGGCCUUGGGGGAGACGUGGGUGAAGCUGCAGGCGGAGCGGCGAGACUCGACGGCCAGCAGCAGCAGCAGCAGCAGCAGCACUGGGAGCAGUAGCACCUCGUCCAUCGGCGUAGGCGGCGGCGGGGCAGCGGCGAGUCGCGUGAGCCCCGCCCGAACGUCCCCGCCGCCCGCGCCGCGCCUCAUCUCAACGUGAACAUCCCGCCCGCAGCCGCAGCCUCCGAGGCGGCGACAUUUUACUUACUUUCUUGACGUUGGCUCGUUGGGUUCUUCUCCAUCUCUCCUCUGUCGCUGCAGGUGUGCCACGCCCGCCCCAAGGACCCCGGGGCCCUGGGCGCAGGAUGCUGUAGAUCCAUGCAGCCAGAACGUACUUAUGACGUCACGAACCCCGCGUCAGACGUCGUCUCACCAUUCUGUCGUAACGCGUUUCUCAUGGACCGACCGCGCGUCGUCGUAAUGUGCACCUGCCGUCACUCGGUCUUCGAUCUCCAUGCCACUGCAGUGUGUUCCCUUCGCCUUGUCGCCCUCUCUUCCCUCACACACGCACUCCUCACCUGCCGCCCACGGACGCAUAGUUUCCCGCCCAGGACGUGGGUCGCGUAGGGGAGUGUCAAGGACAGCGCAGCCGCCGCCUGCACCGACGCCGCUGGAGGGACGCAGGGGCCGGGACGAUGCAGUCAGCCCGGGGGAAGGGGAGCGUCAUUGGCGGAAGUCUGCACCAGGAGUCGGUGAACUGCAAUUCAAAGGGCCUCUGUAUCUCUGCCUCAUUGGGGAGCUCCGCUGCAGCCUCUCUGUUCUGGGGGUUACACAUUAAUACACUCUUGUUAUUAAUGUUUUAAGAAUCUCCAGUAAAGUUGCUGUUAGGCUAUAGUGAUGAAAUGUUGUGACUUAUUGCAUUUUGACAUUGAUUAUGUAUUUAUUGUAUAUAUAUGUAAACAUUUUGUACAUAUAUUCUGUAUAUAUUGCUGUGUAUAGAAUACCUGUGAUCAAAAUGCUAUUGUUGUUUGUUGAUGAUAUUUUGAUUAGGACAGAGCUGUUAUAGUUACUUUGGAUAGACAUUUUAGUAGGUUUAUCGCUGCAGUUUGGCCAGAGAAAGAGAUUUGUAUGCAAUCGUCUGCAGCUGGGAGGGCAUUAAGCGAACGGUUUCUUCGCAUUACGAAGCCAACGCAAAGGAGGUUUGUGACGUCAUUGAUGGUGACGUCACAAUUCAUUAUAUAGUGAGUUCUUGACGUUAUGGAGUUCUUGAAACGAAAGAGGUUGGUUCAAAAACGUUCGAAAACAUCUUAGACAUUUAUAUCAUUAUAGAAUACUUGUUCUGAGUGGAAAGAAAACAUUAUAAUGGUAGUUAUUUUGAAUGUUUAUUCUCCUGUUUAGCUCUUUUACCAUAUAUAGCAAGUAUUAUUGAUAAAGGGAUUAGCAGAUGAAUAUUAAUUGUCACUGAAGAUAUGUAUCCACAAUUGCAUAUUUUAGUUAAAUGUAAUUUUUCAUCAUCAGUGAAUUGAUUGUCUUCGGAGAAUGAACAGGAUCAUCCCAAGAAGGAUUCAGGGAUUUUAGGCCCAACUGCAGUGUCACAUUACCCGGCUCGUCGGCUAACUGCUCUCAGUUUAUAUAUAUAUAUAUAUUUAUGUAUAUAUAUGAUCUCAUUUCUCAUGUACUCGUAAGUGCUUUUGAUGAUUUAAUAUGUAUUUUAGAAGAGAAAGGCAGUUUUAUAAUACCAAUCCAGUAACGUUUCAUUAAGCAUUUGUAAUACAUAGAAGAAUUUGCGCAAUAUAACAUAAUUCCCAUAACAUACAGUAUUUUUCUUUCUUUCUGCAACACCUAUAGUAAUAAUAUAUAAAUUCUGUAUUUUUAUAGAAACCACUUGAAACUUGAAACUUUGUUUGAUGUUUUGAAUAUUUUUCUUAUUGUUUGAUGUUCUUGAAACGUUGAUACAAGAAAUCAGGAAUUUAAUCAUUAUUUUCGUCACCACCCUUUUCCCCAUUCAUGUGUCGUCAUAACAUCUUGAAUGAGUAUUAGUUACAGUGUUCUGAAUGAUUAUUUGUGACAUUUGUUUGUACCAGUGCUAAAAAUAUGUAUGUGUGUGCGUGUGCGUGUGUGUGAUUGCGUGCGUGCGUGUGAGUUUACCCAAACGAAGUUUUAUGUGUAUUUAUUUUUUCUUAGGUUUCCAGAGAUCCCUUUAUUUAAAACUCAUUAAACCUUUUUACACAAACGCAUAGAUCAAUAUUUUUUCUACACCAUGUCAUUUAAUGUUGUCAUACCGUAGGCUAUCAUUUGUUUCCAGUAUGUAUCGCUACUCCAUAAAUAAAUUAUUUACUUUUUAA